AUGAAUGUGGACAAGUUGGUAGCCGAUCUUCACGAAAUAGAAGAGGACUACGAAGGAGAGAGCGAGGGGGAGGAAGACCCUUCAAUGAUGACGCAGAAGGUGACGUUCUCAAGUGGAAGCGUGAACAGAAAGCUAUUCGACGAAAAAAUGAGCCAUCACUACGCCAUUUUUAACACCAAAAAUGAGUUUCGAAAAACAGAAAUUCAUGUAGAGAAGACGCAGAUUGAAAUAGUGAACCAUUUUAUAUUUCUGCUUAAAUUGCUAAGAAGGAGCAAUGACGAAGAGAUCAUACGAGAGAUAGCCAACUGCAUUAAAGUCACCUUUGAGACGGACAACGAUGAGGUGCAGAAACUGUCCGAGGAAAAAUCCUUCUACCUCUACAAACAAUACCUACUGAAAAAUAAACAUUUUUUUUUAAAACUCUGCAGAAGUAUGAAGAAUAGACAUUUCUACCCCGAUGUAAAACAAAUCAUUAAAGACAUCACUAGAGAUGUUUUUUCAUUCAAUAAGGAGAUACUUCAUGGCAUUCUGGGCUUUAAGUCCAUCUUGUUCAGUCUCUACAAUUUGCUAGGGAAAUAUCUCCAAUGUGAGGUUAGGAAAAUAUUGCUGGCAUUCUUCCUUCUAAGUCUUAUGAGUCGAACUAAUAACACGGUCGACAUUUUAUACACGCUGGAAUAUUAUUUCAAAAACAGCAAUUUCUCCAUUAUUGUUCCAAAUAGCUGCUUCAUUUCUCCAUGCGAGCUCAGUAUUUGUAAUAACAUCAUUCUGUUACGUAGCUGUGUCAAAUACUUCAUCAAGGUUACAGAGGAAUCGUCGUCUCUGCUGAGAUACAACUGCUACAACGUUAUCUACAUUGAUGAGAAUUUAAUAAGUGACAAUUUUUAUCUGCACAUUUAUAAAACGCUGCUGAAGGAUUGCAAACACCAUUACCUUUUUCGGGACACCGAAUUAUUCGGCCAGGUAGACUUCUUUGAUGUGAAGUCUAACUAUGCCAAGUUGAAGUCAAAAGGGGUGCCUCAAGCGGAAGGUCCCUUUCGAGAGGUACCAACUGGCUACGAUGUGACCAUCUCCCCUGAUAGUGAAAAAAGGGACGGCAUGGAACAGAAGGGAGACCAUUUUGCAACCUUCUUGGACGAUAUAGAAGUUUCUUCCAGCUCCACCUUUAACUGCAGCGAUAACGAAAUUGACAUAGAAAAGAUAAAUGAGAAGAAUCGACUGUACCGGGAUGCAUGUGAUCAUUUGGGAAAACGCAGAAAGAACUUCUUUUACCAGUAUUUGAUUAUCGAGUUGAGUUCGUGA
Messenger RNA from Plasmodium inui San Antonio 1, 1299 nucleotides. RefSeq lists its product as hypothetical. Bases 1 to 1299 code for a protein of 432 amino acids. The transcript has a single exon. The record is from RefSeq and is a predicted model, not a curated record. NCBI's taxonomy places the organism in Eukaryota, Apicomplexa, Aconoidasida, Haemosporida, Plasmodiidae.